Momordica charantia (bitter melon) is the source of this 1314-nucleotide messenger RNA. It is a transcript of the gene AS2, whose product is annotated as Lateral organ boundaries (LOB) domain family protein. Lineage: Eukaryota; Viridiplantae; Streptophyta; Magnoliopsida; Cucurbitales; Cucurbitaceae. The record is from RefSeq and is a predicted model, not a curated record.
AUAUAUAUUUAGCUUUCAAACUUUCUAAAAAUAUUAGAAAAGUAUUGUUGAUUUCAUGCAUGCAUGGAUGUAAUGUAAUUACACAUAUUUUGGGACUUUUUUUGCGGUGUUUGGAAAUCCCGAGACAUUGACGAAGAAGAAGAAAAAGGGAGAAAAGAUUGAGAGAUCUCUCCCCAACUUGAAGUCAAAGAAUGAUGGAGACAAGUCUUUAGUCAUUCUUAUUCUCUUUUUGCCUUCUCUCCUUUUUAGGAAAAAUCUUUAUUUAUCCCCAAGACUUUCCCCUCCAACCCUCCCUUGGCUUCAACCUCUCUCUCUCUCUCUCUCUCACUCUCUCUCUUAAAACCCUCUUCAUACAUUUACUGGAAAAUGGACUGUACUUAAUAUUUUCAACCAGAUCUUCUUCCCCUCUCUUCCAUGUUAUUAUACUAUUCAUCGAUCACUGUGAAGUAAAACACUCUCUCUCUUCUCUCUCUUCUCUCUCUCUAACCCCUUCUUCGUUUUUGCUUCUCUUUUCUUCACGAGAUCCAACUUCACAAACCCACUUGUAAAAGGAGGAGGAAGUUGAAGAUGGCAUCGAGCUCGUCGAAUUCGCCGUGCGCAGCCUGCAAAUUUCUCCGGCGAAAAUGUCAACCGGAAUGCGUUUUCGCACCGUACUUUCCGCCGGACCAGCCGCAGAAAUUCGCGAAUGUUCACAAGGUGUUCGGCGCCAGCAAUGUGACGAAACUCCUCAACGAAUUGCAUCCUCACCAGAGAGAAGACGCCGUCAAUUCCCUCGCCUACGAAGCCGAUAUGCGCCUCCGUGAUCCCGUCUACGGCUGCGUCGGCGUAAUCUCCCUCCUCCAGCACCAGCUCUGUAAACUCCAAAUGGACCUCACCUGCGCUAAAUCGGAACUCUCCAAAUACCAAAACCUAGGCAUCGGGAACCACGCCGCCCUCAUAUCUCCGCCUUCCGCCGCCGUCGCCACCGCUCACGGCCCGCGCAGCAACCAGCCGGCCUUCAAUUUUGUUAGGGAUCAACCACAUAGCCUCUAUCACGAUCAAAUUUUCCCACGAGAUCAACAACAACAGAUGAUGAUCCGAAGUGGCUUCGACGGCGGCAGCAACUACGACGCCGGAUUAUUGGCCGUCAACGUCACCCCCAGCAUCGCCAACCUCGGCCACCAGUUCCAGCAACCUCGAGCCGCCGCCGGAGUCGAUCGCCGCGGUACUCUCGAUCAUUCUUAGGGUUUUUUUUUUCUCUCUCUCUCCCUCUCUCCUUCUGAAAAAUCAUAAAACUGUUGCAGAGAAAUCAAAUAUAGGUAAUUUUCCUGCUAA